CUCACUAUACAUGACUGAACUUCGAAGAUUGACUGCUAAGUAGCGCUUUAAUCAGCGUAAAUUUUAGGCUUCAAGGUAUUGCUUCUUCUUAAAAGAUCGUAAUAUUUUCUAACCUGCUGCAUUGACUGCGAUGCUAAAUAUUUCAUACUUCUGAUUUUAUGUAUAAUCUAAUUUCUAAUUCGAAAUGCCCAAAAAAUCUGGUAAAUCUGUGUGGGGUAAUCGAGGUGGACGAGCAAAUAAUACUGAAGAGAAACAUUACUUUGGACAUGAUGAUAGACUUGUCAGAAUGGAAGGAAGAUUAUACAGUAAUAGGCCUCGUGUAUCAUUUAAGCCACAACCAAGGCCUAAUAGAGAUAUACCAAGAAGUUUAUUAGAGGCUUAUUUAGAUGACGAUAUUGCAAUGAGUGCAAAUUCAAAUAAUAACAAUAACAGACAAGUUAUUGUAAGAGGAAGAGGAAGAGGCUUGUCUAGAGGUAGAAAUAGUCCUUUACCACAUAGAGGUUUUCGAGGAGGUAUACUUCCUAGACCACAACUUACCCUUGGAGAAGCUAAUUGGUACAAAAUUAUUAUACCAUAUGGACAAAAAUAUACAAAAGAUUAUGUAAUAAAUAAUCUUUUGAGUUAUAUCACUCCAGAAACUUUUGUGCCGAUUAUGUACAAAGCUAUGGGAAGUGAAGCUGUUUUCUACGUCGAUGAUCACAAAACAGCAAAUGCACUUCUUAAUUGUGAUCGUAAAAUUACAACAACGGAAGGUUUUAAGCUUCAAGUUAGAGUUAAACCAGGAUUUCCUCAAUGUGAAAUUAAUGAUAAAUUAAAAGAAAGAUUAAAGCAAGCUAUGGUAAAACGAUAUGUUCAAGAAAACAAUGCUUUAGAUUUGUCAAGAUUUCAUCAGGAUCCAGAUCUUGUUGCUGACUAUUUUUGUGCAUUGUUUCGACCAGUUAUGUUACUAACUGUACUGGACAUUGUCUCAGAACAUAUUCCCACAUUAGAAGCUUUAAAUUUAGAUGGCAACAAACUUAAUUUAAUUGAAAGACUCAAUGUGCUUCACAAAAAAUUUCCAAAAUUGAAAAUAUUGUAUAUAGGUGAUAAUAAGAUAAGAGAAAUUAAUCAAUUGGAUGUUUUAAAAGAUGUGAAACUAGAAGAGUUACGGCUAGCUGGAAAUCCUGUGUGCAUCAAGUAUAAAUCUCGACAGAGUGAUUAUAUUAGUGAUGUGCGGAAAAGAUUUCCCAAGCUCCUGAGACUGGAUGGUAUGGAGUUACCACGUCCAAUCUUAUUCGAUGUUGCGGAUGAUACAUCAAAGAUACCUCCUACCCAACGAAUAUUCACUACAGACACCAAGGCCCAAGAAGUAGCAAGUCAAUUUCUGCAACAGUAUUUUAUGAUUUUUGAUAGUGCUAACCGCCAACCACUGUUGGAUGCUUAUGAUGAACAUGCAUGCUUCAGUUUAACAGUAACUACUCAUCCUCAUAAUCCGAAUAAAUUGAGUACAUACAUCUUGGAAAAUAGAAAUUUAUUUAGAGUAAACGAUACUAACAAAAGACAAAAAUUAUUAAAACAAGGAAGAUUGCCUGUGGUUUCAUUUAUCUCAGAAAUGCCACAAACUAGACAUCAUUUACAUACAUUCACAAUGGAUAUUACUUUAGUUACUGAAGGAAUAAUGUUAAUCACAGUAACAGGAUUAUUUAAAGAGCUGAAUAGUAAAGAUGAACCUUUACGAUAUUUUAACAGGACAUUUAUUAUAGUGCCAAAAGGAAACGGAUAUUGUAUUCUUAACGAACAGUUACAUAUCAGUCAUCCAACUGAAAUGCAACAUAAACUUUUAUCAAAUCAUCCUGCAGAAGCACAAAUGUCUGAAGGCCCCUCGAUAUCUAAAACAUCAAAUUCUGGUGUAGAAGCAACAGUUCCUCAAUUAUCAGAAGAAGUAAAACAACAAAUGACUGUAACAUUAAGUCAGCAGACAAACAUGAAUCUGGAAUGGAGUUUAAAAUGUUUGCAAGAAGUUCAGUGGAAUUAUGAAAAUGCUGUAUCUGCAUUUCAAGAAUUUUUUAAGCGAGGACAAAUACCAUCAGAAGCGUUUAGUAAGUAAAUUUUGCUAUCACUAAAAAGGUAGAAAGAUGUUUCAGAUUCAUGUCUUUCUGCUUGAAGACAUAUUACUUAAUAUGAAUAAGGUGCUGAAGUCUUGGGUAUUCAUAAAAUUUCAUAAUAAUAUUUUAUAUUUCAUUAAUUUUAACUAAAGAAAAAUGAAAAAACAAUUAAAUGUUUUUAAUUCAUUAUUCUUUAGAUAAGAUGUUUAUUCAAGACAUUUGCAAUUAAACAUAGAUUAGAAUAUAGUAUACAACAUCAGCUUUAAGUUUAUAUUCUAAAUCAGAGAUGUGCAAACUUUUUGUGGAAAAAGAAAUUAUUUUCCUACUAUUGUUAUUUUAUUAUUUCUAUUAGAGUAUGCUGACUUCUCCAGCAUUUUCAAAUGCUAUAAAUCACAUAUGAUCUCUUUAUUUGUAGACGAAAGAUAUCAUAGUGUGGUAAAAUAAUAACAGUAAAUAAACGCUUGCUGCUCUGGCAUGCAAUCAUGAAAGGCAGUAACUCCAAGAGAGUUAAUUAAAAAAAAACACCUUCAAAGUUUUUGAGGAGUUAUUUUAGACUUGUCAAAAAAAUCAAACGAGAACAAAUUUUUCGAAAAUACUGCCUUUAUUCUUUUUAUUGGUACAAAAUGCUUUUCUUUAUGAUGUAGUACCCUGAAAACGUAAAAGCAGUAUUUAAUUUUCUCGAAUAAUAUUUUGUAGGAUUUUUUUUUUUACUGCUUUUCUUUAUAGCAUGUGAUAGAGCUUUUCAAGACAAGUCCAAGUAUAAAUAAGUCAGAAUGUCAAAAAAUCAUAAAUACUGCUUUUGUUAAUUGCAUGACAGCGUUGGUAGAAGUGAGAAUUCGCUAAAGAAAAAUAAAAUAAAUAGUGAGAAUAAGGAAUAAUUGGCUCUGUGAGCCAACUUUGCACAUCUCUGUUCUAAAUAAUACAAAAAAUGAAAAAAUAUCACUUAAUAUUUUUUCAAUGCAACUAUAUGUCAUCUUUACAAAAAUUUCACUUUGCAAAUUACAUAUAACAUAUUGCUGCAUAUGCAAUAUCUGCAAAUUGCUUAUUAUUAUAUUUCUGUUGGUUAUUCAUGAUUUAUAAUAUUUUAUUACAUUGAUAAAAAAGAUUCAGCUUAAUUUUUAUAUUGUAUCAUCAUGAAUAGUCACUUUUGAUUACAAAGCUAUACAUGAAAUAAAUUCUUUUCCAUGUUUGAUAUAGCUAUAAAAUAUUUGAUCUGAUGGUAUAUAAUAUGUGGUGUGUGUGUGCAAAAUAAGAAAAAAUACUUUGUUUCUUUUUCUUUGUACAUAAAUCUAAUCAUAUGUUACAAAUAACACAUGUCAUCUACAUAUUAUAUUUGUCUAUCCUAUUUAUAAACUUUCAGAGUUAUAUGUGAAAAUGAAGUUUCAAAGUAUUACGUAUGUAAUACUAUUUUACCUAUAUUGCUUACUAUGUUUGUUUCACAAUUUAUAUAAGUUAAAUUUGAAAAAAUAAAUUUCUUAAGAAUGUACUUCAGCAUACAUAGUAAUAAUAUAUACUUAUAUUAUAUCACUAAAAUAUUUUAUAAGAGAUUAAUAUUACUCUGAAAGUAAAAUUACUCACACACACAUACAGUAUGUCAUUACAAGAUAAAAAAAAAUUGUUUAGUAAUAUAUUAAUUUUAAAUAAGCAAUAUACGUAAACAAAUUUUACAUAUCUCAAGACAAAAUAUUCGAAAAAACUCUAAGGAUACGUAAAUUACAUAAAUUUUUCAAUAAUUCACAGAUGAGAUAUGUAUAAUUAUAAUAUCAACGCAGAUCAAUUAUUCUUAAACGAACAUAGUAAACAAAUUUUAUUUAAUUUUAUGGAAGUAAACAGAAAUUACUAAAAAUUGUUUUAAUUACAAAAUUUUGUUAGAUUUAUACAAUAGAUGCGUAAUUACUCAUACAAAAAAGGUGAAUUUAUGGAAACCAAUGCUAUAGAUAUAUUAUAAGAAUUUCUACAUUUUUGCAGGAAAAUUUAAAGUAAAAUGUGAGUAUAAAUUGUUCGUAAAUAUCUGAAGUUUUUUUUACCUUUUUAUCGUAUUUUUAUGAUUAUAAUUAUUAUCACAUCAUUAUUAUUAUUAUUAUUACU
Messenger RNA from Vespa mandarinia (Asian giant hornet), 4172 nucleotides. Its product is annotated as nuclear RNA export factor 1. Lineage: Eukaryota; Metazoa; Arthropoda; Insecta; Hymenoptera; Vespidae. Gene Ontology annotation, molecular function: protein binding; RNA binding. The record is from RefSeq and is a predicted model, not a curated record. Gene Ontology annotation, cellular component: nucleus; cytoplasm. Gene Ontology annotation, biological process: poly(A)+ mRNA export from nucleus.